This is a messenger RNA of Ixodes scapularis (black-legged tick), 4458 nucleotides long. Its product is annotated as adenylate cyclase type 10. Gene Ontology annotation, biological process: cyclic nucleotide biosynthetic process; intracellular signal transduction. The transcript is spliced from 31 exons. NCBI's taxonomy places the organism in Eukaryota, Metazoa, Arthropoda, Arachnida, Ixodida, Ixodidae. The coding region runs from base 1 to 4350 and encodes 1449 amino acids. The record is from RefSeq and is a predicted model, not a curated record. Gene Ontology annotation, cellular component: cytoplasm. Gene Ontology annotation, molecular function: adenylate cyclase activity.
AUGUGGAACGCGUACAAGAAAGCGGGCCGCACCGAUCCGGCCGGCCACGCCAGAGCGCCGUCGGCCGGGGAAGAGUCCGAGGAGAAGGGCAAGCAGGGAGGCAGCCACGCCCGGCGUAGCUGUGAGUGUUAUUACGUUUGUUCAUUCGUUCACUUCUCAGAACCGGUGGUGGCAUGUGACCACAAGACGGCUAGCCGGUGCCUGCUCAACUUGACGCCCGUGGUGUCCGAAACGGUGUCCGGCACCCUGCUCAACGGCACCUUCCUGCCGGACAUUUGCCUCGAGGUGGUCCACGAGAAAGCAUUCUCUAAACUGCCCUUCGCGAAGGUGGCCAUGACCGUUGUCCUCUUCGCGGACAUUUCAGGGUUCACGGCACUCACGGAGACUUACUCCAUGACUGGAGCGCUGGGAAUCGAAGCCCUGACCAGGACCCUCAACCACUUCUUCGGUCACAUCAUCCAGCAUAUAUUCACAGCUGGAGGAGACAUCUUCAAGUUUGCUGGUGACGCCAUCUUCUGCAUCUGGAAAGUCGAGGACGAGAGCACCCUGGCCGAGACAAUCCAAACGGUGGUGGACUGCAGCCUGAACAUCCAGAAGAACUACGGCGAAUGGCCAACCUGCAUCGAGGUUACCCUGCGAGUCAAGAUUGGCAUUGCAACGGGCUACCUGGAGUACCACUUCUUCAACGACGAGUUCGACUCGGUCCACUACUCGGCGAGCGGCUCGGUGGUGGAGUACGUACGCAACGCCGAGAUGCUCUGCACCGCCGGCGACAUCAUCCUCACCACCGAGGCAUGGGGCUACCUGGAGAGCAAGGGCAUCCAGAACCGCUACAUCUUCGGCACUCUUCCCGAGGACAUGGUCAAGGUUCUUGGCUUCGAUCCCUCCGUAUCGGAAGAAGAGAGGGUAUCGUUUACAGGUUUCUCCGGUGUGCGGCCGGCGCUCUACGCCCUCAACUUCGAGGAUGCGCCUCUGCUCAAGAGGUUCAUCUCGCCGGUUGUGGUGAAUAUUAAGACCCAAGAAGAACUCAUCUUCUUGUCCGAAAUGAGGCACGUGACCAUCGUCUUCGUCUGCAUGCCCGACUUCAUCGACAUCGACCUGGCCACGCUUUCUGCGCUCUACCGAAUCGUGAGCUCCGCUCUAAAGGAAACGGACGGUGUUCUCAACAAGGUGAUCACCUUCGACAAGGGCUGCUCUUUUCUUGCCGUGUUCGGCCUUCCGGGCUACAAGGGAAAGAAUGAGACGUGCAACGCUCUCAUGUGCUCCAACAAACUAGUGCACGAAGUCAGCGCCAUGAACAUAAAAGUGACGGCUGGAAUCACUUCUGGUAUGACCUUCUGCGGUAUCAUUGGCCAUCCAUUACGACAGGAGUACACGGUGAUUGGUCGAAAAGUCAACCUCGCCGCUCGACUCAUGAGCAAGUACUCAGACGUCCGCGUGGUCUGCGACGAGGACACCUACCAACGGUCGGUGCUGGUCUUGGGACCGAACAAUUUCAAGGAGCUGGAGUGGCGCAAGCUCAAGGGCAUCGAACACAUGGGGCGCGUGUUUCAGGUCCAACUAUCAACCGAAGAAGAAGUGAUGGACGAGGUCGCAGUCUAUCCAGGCACGGUGAUGGGCAUGGUCCAUGAGAAAGACGUGAUCGACUCCUUCCUCGUGGACUUUGUCGUCAAACGCCGACUCGCCAAGCACAUGCUGCUUCUACGCGGGGAGACGGGCUGCGGGAAAAGUCACCUGCUCUUCUGGACCAUGAAGAGCGCUGAAAAAAAGGGCUACAAAUCUGCCUCAUGCCACGCCGGGGUUCGUACCAUGCGGCACCCCUUCAGUUCCGUUUGCUUUUUGUUGAGCCGCCUGCUUGAUAGUCAUGGACUCAAGCCAAACUCUGAAAACAACACAAUUCUAGAUGAUAUGCUGGGACCGGACUCGUCAACGCCCUUGGUCAUCAACAAGGGAAUCAUUCGCCUGAAGAAUGCUCCGACACUCAAGUUGGCCAGUGCUGGAAGCCUUGUAGACGUUCCGUGGCAAGUCAAAAGCGUGACACAAGCCAAAGACCAUUUGACUAUGAUUAUGGAGCGAUUAUGCUCCAAGGCACCAUGUAUACUUGCCGUGGAUGACGCCAACUACAUGGACACCUUGUCCUGGGAGCUGCUGGAUAAGUUCGGCCAGCUCACCAGCCAGCAUCCGUGCGUAGUGGCCAUGACGAGCAUCCCGCACUCUGAACGAGUGCUGCCCCCUAUUCAUAUUCAAAAAAUCAUGGCCAAGUCGGUGACGGUUGUGGACAUUCAGCCCCUGAGUAAGGAGUUCCUUCCAGACUUCUGCUUCCAGAGGCUCAGCGUGAAAGGCAUCCACAACCAGAUUCUUAGGUUGCUCAAGGAGUACACCAAGGGAAAUCCGGCAGCGAUGGUGGAGAUCCUCCAGGUACUCAAGCAGAAAAACCUCAUCCAGACGGUGAACUCAAACACUACCUCGGAGUUGCGCCUCAAACGGGAGUUCACGCUCGCGCGUGAAGAUGACCACGAGUUGCGCGAGCAACGUCCUGGAGAGGGAUACCCCAUCUGCGACGUGGUCGGAGAGGGUCUCAUGGACGACGUUCAAGUGCCAGAUUCACUUCAGGCACUCACGGUGGUGCGAAUGGAGAUGCUGAACGAGCAGGAGAUCGUACUCCUGAAAAAGGCCUCCGUAUGCGGAAAAGUCUUUGAGGUGUCUCUACUGAAACUGCUCAGCUCUGCGCUGUCGACGGCUGAGAUCAACGUCGCCCUCAAAAAGCUGAUAGAGCAGCACUUCAUCACCUGCGCGGCUAGCAACACGGUCUCGAGUUUCGUCUACCUGCUGGAGGGCAAAGUGCCAGACUCACCCGAGUGCCCGCAGUGCGGCCAGAUUGGUUCGCUGAUGCGUUUCCACUCGGCGGCCGUGCACAAGACCAUAUACGCAACGCUGACCUACGACAGCAAGAGCGAAAUCCACCAGGACAUCGCCACCUGCCUCGAAGAGCACGCUCUUCAGUGCCGCUUCUGCAAGGAGUACCUGAGCGUGGAAGUGUACUCUACGGCCACCGACGAGUUCCUCAUGCAAUCACCCCCGGACAAAGCCGACUUGCGAGUCUGCAAGUGCCAAAAGAUGAAGGCGAACGCGUUCGGGCAAAUCGGAAACCAUUACUUCCAGUCCGGCAUGAGGGGCAGGGCGCUGGAAUCGUUCCUCGCUGCUGCCCACUGCUCCCUCGAAGUGGACGACAUUAAGCAAGCAGAAGAAUACCUGGAAAGCAGCGAGUCGGUGUUCAAAGCUUCCACGUGGGAGAACGUCGACGAGCGCUACUUGAAACUCAAACGCAUCGCCAUCAGUCGCAUGAGGGCUAAUAUUCAGAUGUUCUAUGGAAACAUCGAAGCUUCGCUACAGGAGAUCAAGCUGGCCUUCCAGUGGUUGGGCCGCAACAUCCCCAAGGACUACCGCAAGAACGCCUCAAAUUACGCCGUGCGCGUCGUCCAGUGCUGCCGCGUGGACGAGAUCGAAGAAGAGGAAUUCUGCCUGUGCACCGCCGCCCGGGUGUUCCUGAAUCGGCGUGAUCCUCGGGUGGCCUUGGACGUGUCCAGCCACUUCUGGGAGCUGGUCACUUGCCGCAAUGCACCGUUGUACAAGAAGAUGCCUGCGAUUGCCCUGGUGAUCGAGAGCAGCCACUACGUGCAUAUCGCCUACAAGAAGCAAAGAAAGCUGGAAGACACGGCAAUCAAAGAUUGCAUUCACUCACUCGAGGUGGAAAAGCAUCCACGAGUCAGCGAUCUGGUGGCCGUGCUCAACACGCUCAUCAAGAUCGUCGAAGUGCGCUUCCUGCGUACCGAGAUCACCUCAGCUGUUGAUGUCGGCUACGAGGCCUUCCGCAUCGCCCUCAACGUUCACUACACUUCGAUGCUGCUCAAGAUCUUGCCUUACCUGGCGCAGACACUACUUUACAGCAAGAAUCACAGCAAGUGUCGAGAAGUGCUGAGUCACCUACGACACGUGGCCGAGGUGGCCGAAGACACGGUAGGCAUGGCGCUCUACUACGGUGGCCUGGCUGAACUGCUCGUUCAUCAGUUCGGCAUCGACGUGCCGGCCCUGGACAACGUUCAGGAGCUGUACAAGACCUGCCUGGAAUUCGCCAUCAACCAAAGCAGCAAAGUUCCCUACACUCGCAACAACGAGAUUGAAUUCUACCUUACGGCGGCCAUGGCCAUGUGGACGUCUUCCUGCGGACUGGACCAGAGCUGCAAGGAAUGGCUGUAUCGGGCUAAGAUGCUCAAGCGGUCCUUCUACUGGCGGUCGUCUUACUGGGGCCGCCGGGCACAGCGCCACCUUUCGGAGAUCAAGUGGAAAUGAAGGACGGCUGUCGGGGUCUCGCUGUUCGAUGGUUCUUGAGAACCACAAUCGCUACGCUACAAGCGUCUAGACGAAACAACGCAUAAUUUCAUAUAAUAAAGUUCGGAU